Pogona vitticeps (central bearded dragon) is the source of this 3128-nucleotide messenger RNA. Lineage: Eukaryota; Metazoa; Chordata; Lepidosauria; Squamata; Agamidae. The record is from RefSeq and is a predicted model, not a curated record.
GUGGCCUUUGAAAAAGCUGGGAACUGAAUCUGAUGGGAAAGGUUAGGUCAUUUCAGAGCUGCUUGAAUCAGACUGCACCUAUUUCUUUCCGGAAGUGGGUUUCAUCACAGUCUUGAACUGAUAUGGUAUGACGAUAGCUUUUAGAGGAUUGGCUUGGAAAGCCUUUUAACAUCUCUUGGGUGCAUGCAGAAGAAUUUGCUGUUCUGCCGUUCCAGUGAUAAUGCCAUCCUUGCCUAAUGAGGGAGAUAACCAAGGAACCUCUUCUCUGACUUUGAGCUCAGACCUGUCUUUCCAAAGCACAAUAAGGAGAAAAGCGAGAGAGAAGAAAAAGCAUGGAGCCAUCACUGCAAAUGUUGCUGGCACAAAAUAUGAGAUUGUACGGAUUGUAAUAGAAGAGAUGGGGUUUGUGAAGACUCGUGAUGACGAUGAAACUGCAAAUCUCAUCUGGAGUGAUUGUGCUGUGCAGCAGGAAAAGAUUGCAGAACUCCGAAACUACCAGAGAAUCAACCAUUUCCCAGGAAUGGGCGAGAUCUGUAGGAAAGAUUUCCUAGCAAGGAACAUGACCAAAAUGAUAAAAUCUCAGCCUCAAGAGUAUAGCUUUAUUCCUCGAACAUGGAUUUUCCCAGCAGAGUAUACACAAUUCCAGAAUUAUGUUAAAGAACUCAAGAGAAAACGCAGACAGAAAACAUUCAUAGUAAAGCCAGCUAAUGGUGCAAUGGGACAUGGGAUCUCUCUGACAAGAAAUGCAGAAAAGUUACAUCCUCAAGAACACCUAAUAGUCCAGGAGUACCUUGACAAACCCUUUCUUAUGGAAGGCUACAAAUUUGAUUUAAGAAUCUACAUUUUGGUGACUUCUUGUGAUCCAUUAAAAAUAUUUUUGUAUCAUGAUGGUCUAGUGAGAAUGGGUACAGAGAAGUAUAAUCCCCCCAAUGAUUCAAAUCUGAACCAGCUGUAUAUGCAUCUGACCAACUACUCUGUGAAUAAGCAUAAUGAACAUUUUGAACGGGAUGAAACAGAAGAUAAAGGCAGUAAGCGCUCUAUAAAGUGGUUUACUGAGUUUCUGCAAACAAAUCACCUUGACGUUUCCAAAUUCUGGAAUGAUAUUUCAGAAUUAGUGGUAAAGACACUAAUAGUAGCAGAGCCACAUGUCCUUCACGCUUACCGUAUGUGUAGACCAGGGCAGUCUCCAGGAAGUGACAGUGUUUGCUUUGAAGUUCUUGGGUUUGACAUUCUACUGGACAGAAGACUCAAGCCAUGGCUCCUAGAGAUUAAUCGUGCUCCAAGCUUUGGUACUGACCAAAAAAUAGACUAUGAUGUGAAAAAAGGUGUUCUGAUGAAUGCGUUGAAACUCCUUAAUAUCAGGACAAGUGAUAAAAGAAGAAAUUUAGCUAAGCAAAAAGCAGAGGCUCAGAAGCGACUGUAUGGCCAAGGCUCAAUGAAAAGGCUGUCACCAGUGUCUUCUGAUUGGGAGAAGCAGCGCCGUUCCCUAGAAAGGAGGAGAGAGGAACUGAAAGAGAGACUUGCACAAGUCCGUAGGCAGAUCUCCAAAGAGGAACAUGAAAACAGGCAUAUGGGAAAUUACAGACGUAUUUAUCCCCCGGAUGACAAGCUGCUGCUUGAAAAAUAUGAAGGUUUGUUAGCUGCUGCCUUUCACACAUUCCUUUCAGGGAGAGCAGCUUCACUUCAACGAGAAAUGAACAACCCUCUGAAAAGAAUGAAGGAAGAAGACAUAUUGGAUCUCUUGGAACAAUGUGAACUGGAUGAUGAGAAACUAAUGGGGAAAUCUGUUAGACCACGUGGCCCAAAGCCUUUGUAUUCUAUGCCAGAGAGUGCACAGUUUAUGAAAAAAAACAAGAACUACAGCAGUGGUAGUAGUUGUGAAAGCAGCAGUGAAAUUUCUGAAUGGGAGGAAGAUGCUGAGAGAGAAGAUGAAAAUGUGAAGAAAGAGAAAAAUGUUUCAUUUGAUCUAGAAGAUGAGAAAUUGAUAGAGCGAUCCAGCAGAACACACUGGAAGCGGCCUCUUAAAAAAGUCCCCUCUUAUGCAUCUACCACAUCAUCUGCAGGUCCUAUCAGGCGUUCUGUAAGCUGCCCUCGAUCUAUUUCAGCCUUGUCCAUGCAAAUGCAGGCCACUGAAAACCGUCCAUUCUCCGCCAAGCCAGGGGUGCAUCAUCUGCGACAGUCCUCUAUGAAUAGGUCACACUCUUUAAACAGAGGGUCAUCUGCAGUCAAGGUAUCUCACACUGCCAACCUGGGUACUGUACACUCUUCUGUGGUUGAUAUGCAGCAGAGAACAAAAGAACAAGAGGAAUUGCUCACAAGAGAGACUCUUGUCAUUUUCAAUGACAUGAAGAUCCGAUUUCCAGGGAAAACGAAUGAAGAAGCAGAAUUAAUAAUUGAAGAUAUCAUGGAUAAUUGGAAAUACCACAAAUCAAAAGUGGCCUCUUAUUGGUUAAUAAAACUAGACUCUGUUAAACAGCGAAAGGUUUUAGAUAUUGUGAAAGCAGGUGUCCGUUCGGUUCUGCAGCGUAUCUGGAAAGUUUCAGAUGUUGAAUGUUUACAUUUGUACCGACUUUUUAACCGUGUGUUUAAUCGCUUGAUGUGGAGCCAUGGCCAAGGGCUGUGGAAUUGUUUCUGCAAUUCAGGGAGCUCCUGGGAGACGAUAUUCAGUAAAAGCACAGAAGCGGUGACUGCCGAUCAGCUCCAGUGUUGCCAACGAAUAGUUGAGCUUUGUAAACAGUGCCUGCUAGUGGUUUACAAAUACUCUGUGGAUUCAAGACGGUCCCUCACUGGAAUUAACCCUGACUGGGAUGAUACAAGGUAUUCACUGCCAGGACCUUUGCAGCUCAUCAUGAAACCUUCUACUGGUUUUGGGCGUACCUCAUCUGCAAUGACUCGCUCUAUAUUGUUUACACCUAGAUAUGACCACUCAUGAAACAAGCGGGAAUGUUAUAUAUAAUGGGCAAUUGGUUUUAUUUCUUCUUCUUCUUCUCAAUUUCAAAUGUGCAAUGAAAUUGAACAUAGGCACUGUUAUAAAUUUAUUAUAAUAUAUAAAAUGUAGGUCAAGAACCUGCUGUAAACUUGUAACCUUUCUGGAAAUAUAAUAAACCUUAUUAAAAUGUUUACAGAGA